Lotus japonicus is the source of this 969-nucleotide messenger RNA. RefSeq lists its product as uncharacterized. Bases 1 to 969 code for a protein of 322 amino acids. Lineage: Eukaryota; Viridiplantae; Streptophyta; Magnoliopsida; Fabales; Fabaceae. The record is from RefSeq and is a predicted model, not a curated record. Gene Ontology annotation, molecular function: zinc ion binding; nucleic acid binding. The transcript has 2 exons. Gene Ontology annotation, biological process: regulation of DNA-templated transcription.
AUGUAUACAGAACCUUUGCACACUACUUCCCUUGGUUAUAUUGAGCGAGGUUUCUCCCAGAAAUUGACAAGGAGCAUGUUCAAUGAAGUUAAAACUCAGAUUCAAUAUGUGGGUGGCUUAAAUAUUAUCCAAAGGACUGAGGUCAAUGAUGUGGUGAUGGUGAAGAUGAACAAGGCUUUGUAUGAAAGGCGUGAGUAUGUGGUGUUAUAUGACAAGAAUUCUUCAAAGUUUGUGUGUGAUUGUGGUCACUUUGAGUAUUAUGGAAUUCCUUGUUCUCACAUGAUAUGUGCAAUAAGAAAUGAGAGACUGGCUGAAGUUCCUGAUAGUCUUAUUUGUAAACGGUGGUCAAGGACGGCUAAGGUGGACUACAUGAAUCAGAUUAAUGACACUGUUACUGGCAAUGAUUCAAAGAAAUUGGCGAUGUUAAGGAGGGGUGUGCUUUCUGCUGCUUGCAACAUACUAAGUGAAAUAGCUUGUGAGAAUGUGAAUGAUUUCUCUCAAGUCUUGCAGGACAUAUAUAAGUUGGCUGACAGUGUUCAAAAGCGUAGGGUGGGAAACAAAACCAUCCGCACUGGACCAUUCUUGAUUGGUGAUCCCGCUGUGGUGAUCACAAAGGGGCGCAAGAAGAAAGGUGGGAAGAAGACAAGGUUAUGCUCAAGAUGCAGAAUGCCUGGUCAUACAAUUCGCACAUGCCCGGAAAUGCGUGAAGGUCAAGGAGUUGGUUCCCACGACACUGCUAUGAGUGAUUCAUCUGUGGAGCUUGAUGAUGUUGAUGAGGUAUUGCCAUAUAAUGUAACUAUGCCUGGAGUCUCCUCACUUGAAGAUGCUGGAAAAGGCAAAGGCAAGGUAUUAUCCUUGUGGGCCAUCUUUGUGUCAUUCAUUUUUGAUCAGUACAUGUCCAUGAGCAUUUUAGAUUUAACUUUGUUUUACAGGAUCAGAGUGUUAAUGAAGCUUGUUCUCAAGAUUUGA